GUAGUAUAAAUAUGAAUGUGAUGAAUUUAUGUCAAAAAUAAAUAAAUAUUAAAUAAUUAAGAAAUAUAUUGAAUUAAUUAGAUAUAAUUAUUAUAAUAAUUAUCAUAAUUCUUUUUUAAAAGAAAGUUAAAUAAUAACACAAUCGAAAUGGGUAAACGUCAGCAUCAAAAAGAUAAAAUGUAUUUAACAUAUACAGAAUGGACAACAUUAUAUGGUGGAAAAAAAUCUGGAAGUUCUGAAGCAAGUGAAGAUACAACAUUUCGUCGUUUACCUUAUAAUCAUUGUUGUUUGACUUUACAGCCUUUUGAACAUCCUUAUUGUGAUCCACAAGGAAAUAUCUUUGAAUUAGAAGCAAUAUUAGAAUAUAUAAAAAAGUAUAAACAUAAUCCUGUUACAGGAAAACCAUUAGAUCCAAAAACUUUAAUAAAACUUAAUUUUCAUAUAAAUUCAGAAGGGCAAUAUCAUUGUCCAGUACUUUUUAAAUUAUUUACUAAACAUUCUCAUAUUAUAGCCAUUAAGCCAACUGGAAAUGUGUUUUCAUAUGAGGCAAUAGAACAAUUAAAUAUAAAAACACGUAAUUGGAAAGAUUUAAUAAAUGAUCAACCUUUUACACGAAAAGACAUUAUUGUAAUACAAGAUCCAAACAAUGCCAUAAAAUUUAAUUUAUCUACAUUUCAUCAUAUAAAAAAUAAUAUUAAACUUGAAGAUGAAGAAAUCAUAAAGGAACGUAAUAAUCCAAAUGCAAAAUUAAAAACUGUGUCUAUGGAAACUAAAGAAAUAUUAGCUGAAUUAGAUAGAAAUUAUAAACAAACUGAAAUUAAACAAGAAAUCUCUAAACCAAAAGCAGAUAAAUUUAAUGCGGCACAUUAUUCCACUGGUGCAGUUGCUGCUGGUUUUACAUCAACAGUAAUGCCAACAGAAACUACACAUCAAGCAGCAGUUAUUGCAGAAGAUUUAGUACGAUAUGAAAGGAUUAAAAAAAAAGGAUAUGUAAGAUUAGUUAUGAAUUUUGGUGCUUUAAAUUUAGAACUUCAUUGUGAUCUUGUUCCAAAAACUUGUGAAAAUUUUAUAAAACAUUGUCAGAAUGGUUAUUAUGAUGGAACAAAAUUUCAUAGAUCUAUACGAAAUUUCAUGAUACAAGGAGGUGAUCCUACAAAUACUGGUAAUGGAGGAACAUCGAUUUGGAAUAAAACAUUUGAAGAUGAAUUCAAACCAAAUUUGAUUCAUCAAGGAAGAGGAAUUUUAUCAAUGGCAAAUUCUGGACCAAAUACAAAUGGAUCGCAAUUUUUUAUUACAUUUCGAUCAUGUAGACAUUUAGAUCGCAAACAUACUGUUUUUGGAAAAAUAGUAGGUGGAUUAGAAACAUUAAAUGCCAUUGAAAAAAUUGAAGUGGAUAACAAAGAUAGACCAAUAGAAGAUAUAAUAAUUCAAAAAGCUCAAGUAUUUGUUGAUCCAUUUCAAGAAGCAGAUGAACAAUUAGCUACUGAACGUGCUGCUGAAAUUGAACGAUUGGCUCAAGAAGCUGCAAAAAAUAAAUCAAAUAAUAAAAUGGAAAAAAAUGAUGUAUUAAAAAUAUAUCGAUCGGGUGUAGGAAAAUACAUAAAACCAAAUAAGGAAGAAGACAAGAUAGAGAAAGAGGAAUUAAGUAUACCAUCUACAAUUAAAAAGAAAAAAACAGUAACAAACUCAUUUGGUGAUUUUUCAUCUUGGUAAUUAUUAAAUUAUUUAAAAAAAAAAAUGUACAAAUAGAAAUUAUUUGAAGCUGUAUAUUUCAAAUAUCAAUAUAUUUAAUUAUAUAAAUUUAUAUCACAAAUAUAAAUUAUUUUUAUAUUUUCAUUAUAUAGAAACGAACUAUCGUUUAUGUAUUUUAUUAUUUUUAUUAUAAUUUAUCAAAAGGAAUAACAAUAUAUAAAUAAAUGUAUUAUAACAAAUAAAAAAUAAAUAAAAAA
Apis dorsata (giant honeybee) is the source of this 1949-nucleotide messenger RNA. Its product is annotated as RING-type E3 ubiquitin-protein ligase PPIL2. Bases 148 to 1713 code for a protein of 521 amino acids. The transcript is spliced from 9 exons. Gene Ontology annotation, cellular component: catalytic step 2 spliceosome. The record is from RefSeq and is a predicted model, not a curated record. Gene Ontology annotation, molecular function: peptidyl-prolyl cis-trans isomerase activity; ubiquitin-ubiquitin ligase activity. Lineage: Eukaryota; Metazoa; Arthropoda; Insecta; Hymenoptera; Apidae. Gene Ontology annotation, biological process: protein polyubiquitination; protein peptidyl-prolyl isomerization; protein folding.